Messenger RNA from Trichomycterus rosablanca, 1257 nucleotides. RefSeq names its product tafazzin, phospholipid-lysophospholipid transacylase (gene tafazzin). Gene Ontology annotation, biological process: cardiolipin acyl-chain remodeling; inner mitochondrial membrane organization. The transcript is spliced from 11 exons. The record is from RefSeq and is a predicted model, not a curated record. The coding region runs from base 58 to 846 and encodes 262 amino acids. Gene Ontology annotation, molecular function: 1-acylglycerophosphocholine O-acyltransferase activity. Lineage: Eukaryota; Metazoa; Chordata; Actinopteri; Siluriformes; Trichomycteridae. Gene Ontology annotation, cellular component: mitochondrial membrane.
UGUUACUUGCUUGACCCACCAACUGACGGUACAAAAGCCUGGACAAGAGUCGAGGCCAUGCCCCUGGUGGUGAAAUGGCCGUUCCCACAGUGCCCACCUCUGGGCUGGAGGAUAUCCAGCUCAUUCGUGAUGGGCAUGGUGGGGUCAUACAGCUAUUUAUGGACCAAGUACAUGAAUUCUCUGACGGUGCACAACCACGAGGUCCUGUUAAACCUGGUGGAUAAGCGACCCCAGGACAUUCCCCUUAUCACCGUGUCCAAUCACCAGUCCUGCAUGGACGACCCGCACAUCUGGGGGGUGUUGAAGCUUCGGCACCUAUGGACCUGGAAGCAAAUGAGGUGGACCCCGUCGGCCGCUGAUAUCUGCUUCACAAAUGAGUUGUACUCUCGUUUCUUCAGCAGGGGGAAGUGUGUGCCGGUGAUUCGAGGUGAUGGUGUGUAUCAGAAGGGAAUGGACUUCCUCAUAGAGAGACUCAAUCAGGGCGACUGGGUUCACAUGUUUCCGGAGGGAAAAGUGAACAUGACGGAGGAGUUUAUCAGGUUUAAAUGGGGAAUUGGUCGUUUAAUUGCUGAGUGCUCGCUUCAUCCAAUCAUUUUACCUCUGUGGCAUGUGGGUUUGAAUGACGUCCUUCCGAAUGAAACGCCGUACAUCCCUCGAUCAGGAAAGAAAGUGACCGUGUUGGUUGGAAAGCCCUUCACAGUGAAGCACUUGGUGGAAGCACUGAGAGUAGAAAACACGAGUCCGAUGGAAAUGAGGAAAGCGCUGACGGACUUCAUUCAGGCCGAGUUUCGCAGUUUGAAAUUACAGGCCGAAGCGCUUCAUCAGAAGAUGCAGGUCACGCAGUGAUCUCAUAGAAAUGCUGGAUGAAACGUCUCGUGUAUUAAAACAGAUUUGCCUUAAAAGGAAGCGAACAGGCCAUCAGCAGUCACGUCAGAAGGAAGCAAUAGCGAUGAACUCUCAGGACAUGACAGGACGCAUUUCAGUCCGAACACGCUGUGAUCCGGCUCUGCAUGACGAUGAUUUUGUUUUUGAGACAUGAAGAGCAUGAGUUUGACUGUGCUGACCAAGAAAUGAUGUGUAAAGAUUUUAUAAUCAUUUUAAUAUUUUGAAUGGUAAUUUUCAUACUGGAAUGUCAUUACUGCAAAAACUUUGAAUCUAAAAGAAUCACCUCAGUAUAGGAUUGUUCUUGUAUUUUUUUAAAUGAACAUGUACAAAGUGGUACCAAUAUACAGAAUAAAUCAUGAAUAAGUGAAGCUU